GGUCUCCACAGCAAUACUGAUAAUCUGUUAUUAGCCUGCAAAACGUGGGCGGUCACUUUUCUCUCUAUAUAAACAUUAAGCUCACCUCGUGAGAUGAAUCACUCGUGCACAUACAGCGCGUGUCUGAACAGCCCAGUCUCGUCCAGUAAGAAUGAAAGUGGAGCUCCAGUGAUGGAGUUUAGAGAGCUGGGCGCAGACGAGAGCUCUGAAGGAGAAACGGAGGAUCUGGAUAGUGUGAAAGCUCUGACGGAGAAGCUCAAACUCCAGACGCGCAGACCAUCGUACCUGGAGUGGAAGGAACGACUACAGACGAGUCCGUGGACUGAUGCCACGAACAGCGCAAGUGUCUGUUCAGGAUCUGUGGAGAAAGACACGAAUGAAUCCGAUAUUUGGAAAGAUGGGAUGCCUAAUAAAAAUAUAUGCGGUUUUGAAACGAUAGACGACGCUUUGGAAUGGCUCAGAAACGAACUGAGAGAGAUGCAGAUGCAGGAUAACCGCCUUGCGCGUCAGUUGAUACGCCUGCGGGGGGAGAUCCACCGGCUGAAAGUGGAGCAGGUGUGUCACCGUCACAAAGAGAUGCUGGAUGAUGCCACGUAUGAGUUGGAGGAGUGUGAAGAGGAUUCCGACCUGCUGUGUGACAUCCCCAUGAAAGCCUCCUUUGCUAUGUCCACCCCUCUCAAACAUCUCGGUCUCACCAAGAUGAAUCUGAACUCGAGACGAUUCUCUCUCUGUUAAGAGGUGGGGGUGCCGAUGUCUUGGAUGUUCCUGUUCCUGCUUAAUUGGCUGAGCAUUGCACUAUAAGAUGAGUCAUUAUUACAGAACAGAUAUGCUGAUUAAAAAAAAAGCAUGAAUGAAUUAUAAUCUGCUUUGGAUAAAAGGAUCAGCUAAAAUGAAUUAAUGUAAAUGUUCAUCAAAAAACUGAACUUAAUGAAAAACUUGACUACAUUUUUACAUGCUCUGGAAAUGCAGCCACCACCAUUACAGGAACAAAUACUUCUUAAGUCCAACCCAAAUCCAAAAUGUUUAGACCUGCUCUGCUUUUCUUCACUCAUCAAAGUGGAUGCCAAAAGUUUUCUGGAAAAUAUUUUUAUUUACAUUUAAAAAUAUCCGAACUCAUCUGAGAAUCACAAGGAGCCUGUUUUGAUGUCAAAAGGCAUUUUAUUGGCACAUAGUCCCGUCAGUGUUGCCGACUGCUUAGGGGAGGAAAGAAAAUAUCGAAUAGCAGCCAUGCAGGAAGUGUUAGUUUGUAUUCAAGCAUUCUUUCAACUUAUCUCCCAAACCCCAAAAUAACCACGCUGGAUACAUGGAUAAAUGCACAAGU
Molecule: messenger RNA, 1321 nt
Organism: Triplophysa dalaica
Lineage: Eukaryota; Metazoa; Chordata; Actinopteri; Cypriniformes; Nemacheilidae
Gene: fam167b
Product: family with sequence similarity 167 member B
Exons: 2
Coding region: 94-735 (213 amino acids)
Source: RefSeq, a predicted model, not a curated record